This is a messenger RNA of Lipotes vexillifer (Yangtze River dolphin), 1719 nucleotides long. It is a transcript of the gene ANKDD1B, whose product is annotated as ankyrin repeat and death domain containing 1B. Gene Ontology annotation, molecular function: protein binding. The record is from RefSeq and is a predicted model, not a curated record. Lineage: Eukaryota; Metazoa; Chordata; Mammalia; Artiodactyla; Lipotidae.
AUGGAGCCGGGUCGGCGCGCCCCGGGGCGCCGGGAAGCGGCAAGGGGGCUGCUGCUCGACGAGGCUGCGGCCGCCAAGGGGUUGCGUGAGGACCUGAGGGGCGCGGCAGCCCAGCCCUGGAGAGGCCUGGCGCGGAUCCCGAAGCAAGAGCGUCCGCGGCGCGAGGAGGCGGCGGCCGAGCACGAGUUCCUGCUGCCAAAUGAGAGAAGCUUCCAGAAUGCUGCUAAAAGCAAUAAUUUGGAGCUUAUGGAGAAGCUGUUUGAAAAGAAGGUUAACAUGAGUGCUGUGAACAAUAUGAAGCGCACAGCCCUGCCUUUUGCAGUGGGGACAGGUCAUUUGUCUGCGAUGGAUUUCUUGCUGAAUCACAAGGCCAGGGGGUUGUUGCUGGUGAGGAAGCAUGGCUUGACAGUAAUUCACCGAUCCUGGUCUGGAAGCCUUGAGAUCAUGCUCAUGCUGGUUAGAGUUGGAGCAGACCAGAGAGCCAAGAAUCAGGAUGGAAUGAAUGCCCUCCACUUUGGGGCUCAGAGCAACAACAUGGGCAUUGUGGAGUACCUCAUUCAAGAUCUACACCUGAUGGACUUGGACCAGCCUGAUGAGAAAGGAAGAAAACCAUUUCUUUUGGCGGCAGAGCGGGGCCACAUUGAAAUGAUAGAAAAACUUAUCUUCCUUAAUCUGCAUACUUCAGAAAAGGACAAGAAUGGCGAAACACCAUUCUUCUUAGCUGUUGAAGGAGGUCAUGUAGAAUUCAGCAAAGUGCUACUGGCAGCAGGAAGUGAUAUCAGCAUUCCAAAUAAACUCGAUAUCAGUGCUUUGCAGAUAGCACCCCGGAACAGCCACGCAUCCCUUGUCAGCUUUCUUCUCAGUGAGAACGUUGAUCUGCACCAGAAGGUGGAACCUAAGGAGUCCCCUCUUCAUUUAGCUGUUAUCAACAACCAUAUCACAGUGGUAAACAGCUUAAGUGCACAGCAUGAUAUUGACAUCUUAAAUCAGAGGUCGCAAACUCCUUUGCAUGUAGCUGCUGAUCUUGGAAAUGUGGAACUGGUGGAAACCCUGCGGAAGGUGGGCGGUGACCUAAGGUUGUUGACAAGGUGACAAGGGAAGACUGCCCUGGUUGCCUCCAGGAGCAACUGCAGCCUCAUCGUGGGCACGCUCAUUAAAGCCGAGAGGUGCUACGCCUGGAGAGAGGAGCAUUGUGAGAACAUCAAGGACCCAUCAACCAGCUUUACUCUGAUGUUCAAGCAAGAUCACAGUCAGGAGACCAGGCACAUUCGCAGUCUCCUCUGGCUUACUGUCCUGGCUUACUGUCAGCUGAAGACCAACAAGUGGCAGAGGCUAGCCCGUUUGUGGAACUUUACAGAUGCCCGGAUCAGAGCCAUCGAGGAGCAGUGGUCAGGUCAACAUGGCCCAGGAGAUGAGAGCUUCCGUGAACACGGCCACGGGGCUCUGCUCAUCUGGCUGCACGGGGCCCUGGUGAUACAGGCCACGCCGGUCAAGCACCUGUACGAAGAGCUGCUGUGCGCGGGUGAGUUACAGUUUUCAACAGAUAGGAACUCCCGCUCUCUUAAAAUGGUAGGGGACGGUCGGCACAAGUUCUUCCCUGAGCCACAGCAGUCCCAGCUUGGUGUCAGAACAUGCAGCUUCUCCUUUGGUGACUUAAUCAGCACUGGUCCCGUUGUUAGCCUGGUGGUUCUCAGUGUCAUUCCCCUGCUGGGCAUUUGA